UUCCAUGUCUCAGUGUGCUGAGUGAAGAUGUCAUGGAUUGAAGCUGAGCAGCUCGGUGUUCACUUGGCUGUGUCUGCUGGGUGAGUGAGGAGUGGGAGAGAGGGAGGGGAGAGAGGGAGAGCAACCACCAGCUCACAAACCCAGAAAAAAGAGGCGAACUUCGCUGGUAAACGCCAGAUUGUGUUACUUUGGUUAAAGACAUGGCAGCACGCACGGGGGAAUAUCCCUCUCCAGGGAUCUAGGCAGUGAGGCUGGGUCGAGUGUGGAGUCCACCGGAGGCGGCUGGAAACUCAGAAGGAAAGAAAACAACAACAACACUGGAGAAAAGGACGAGGGUUACACACAACAGUGACAAUAAAACAACACUCCCCGACAAGUGGUGUGUCUGCGGAGGGUGAAGUCCGAAGAAAAGCGACAGGAAACACUGGUGACUGGAUGUUCUACCUGAAACGUGUUGAAUGUGAGUUUCCAGACAGCGUUUCUGUGUGAACUUUAAACUCAGGAAACAAUGAAGACAUAGCGAGCAAGGACUCAUCAAGUGUUUCGACGCUGCUAGCCGUCCCGCUAGCGUUAGCGUGGCUAACUCACAGCGAGCGAAUGCGAGGUGAAGCUAACGCCCGCUAGUGCAGCUAAGUAGGCUAAGUUAGCUCUUUGGCUAACGCUAGCUAAACGCGUUGUAGAGAAACUUUUGGUUUUGUUUCCCCGGAGCCCAAACACUGAAGGAGUGUUGUGAGGACGGAGGGGGAGGGCAGGUUCCCUUCUGGACUUUUUCCCCUCUACGCAUUUCCCCAAAAUGAUGGCUGCGGAGGUCAGCAGUGAGGAUACGGGCUCGGUCACGACAGGGACAGGGGUGGCAGGCGAAGGAGGCCCGGAGACGGCGCCUUUCCCCUACUAUACCAAGUCGACCAGGGCGAGAGUCACUGAGUCACCAGCGCUGCGGCAACAUUCGAACACAUCGCCGGACUCACUUCCCGACAUGAGCAUGAUCUAUCUCGUGCCUGGUGGGGAUCUGACCGGACCAGGGCUGACCGCAACAGGGAGUGGCGGAACAGGAGGUGGACAUGCAGCUUUCCAAGGAACAAGCUCAGGGACCGCGGGCAGCAUGUGUUGCUCUCCCACCUUGGAGGCUCCGGCUAGUCGGGUUUCACCCACAUCAACCGGCCCGGAUGGGCCCUCUGCUUUCCCCUCACUGCCACCACCUCCUCCCCCUCCUCCAGGCUACGGGGGGCUCGGCGGCACUACGGAUGAGAGCGACAUGCAGGAUGGACCGGAGUAUGAGGAAGAGGAGGUGGUGUUCCCCCUCUCUGCACCUCCCACCAACCAGUGGUACCAUGGCAAGCUGGACCGAACCAUUGCUGAGGAGCGGCUGCGCCAGGCCCGGACCCCUGGCAGCUACCUCAUCAGGGAGAGUGACCGCCGGCCCGGUUCCUUUGUCCUGUCUUUCCUCAGCAUGACCAACGUGGUCAACCACUUCAGGAUAAUCGCAAUGUGUGGGGACUAUUACAUUGGUGGGCGGCGUUUCUCUUCUCUAUCGGACCUGAUUGGUUAUUACAGCUAUGUGUCUUGCUUGCUAAAAGGAGAGAAAUUGCUUUCUCCAGUGGCACCCCCAGAGCCUGUAGAGGACAGGAGGAGAGUCAGGGCCAUACUUCCAUACACCAAAGUGCCAGAUACUGAUGAGAUCAGCUUCCUAAAAGGUGACAUGUUUAUCGUUCACAAUGAGCUGGAUGAUGGCUGGAUGUGGGUGACCAACGUUCGCACAGAGGAGCAGGGCCUUAUCGUGGAGGAUCUGGUGGAGGAGGUGGGGCGGGAGGAGGAUCCACAUGAGGGAAAAGUCUGGUAUCAUGGAAAGAUCACCAAGCAAGAGGCCUACAACCUGCUGAUGACAGUUGGCCAGGUGUGCAGUUUUCUUGUCCGGCCAUCAGACAACACACCUGGGGACUACUCGCUCUUUUUCCGCACUAAUGAAAACAUCCAAAGGUUUAAGAUCUCCCCCACCCCCAACAAUCAGUACAUGAUGGGGGGGAGGUACUACAACAGUGUUGAUGACAUCAUCGACCAUUACAAGAAGGAACAAAUUGUUGAGGGCUACAAUUUGAAAGAACCAGCUUCUGUGCAGCACCAGGAACAAGUUCUUACUGACAUGGUGGAUGGGAGAGAAAUUUAUAACACUAUCAGACGGAAAACAAAAGAUGCUUUCUACAAAAACAUUGUCAAGAAAGGCUACCUCUUGUUCAACAAAGGUAAAGGCAAACGGUGGAAGAAUCUUUACUUUAUCCUGGAAGGUAACGACGCCCAGCUCAUCUACUUUGAGAGCGAGAAGAGAGCCACCAAACCAAAAGGGCUGAUCGACCUAAGUGUGUGCUCUGUGUAUGGUGUGCAUGACAGUCUGUUUGGCAGGCCAAACUGUUUCCAGAUUGUUGUUCAGCACUUUAGUGAGGAACAGUACAUAUUCUACUUUGCAGGAGAGGUUCCAGAGCAGGCACAGGAUUGGAUGAAAUGCCUUAAAAAUUUAUGCAGUAACCUAAGGAAAACCACUCAGCCCACCUCCAAUAAGAGGCUCAGACAGGUGAGCAGCCUAGUGCUGUAUGUGGAGGAGGCCCACAAGCUGCCGGUGAAGUAUUUCAACAGCCCUUACUGUAACAUCCACCUGAACAGCGUCCAGGUGGCAAAGACGCACCCUCGGGACGGGCAGAACCCCGUCUUCACUGAAGAGUUCAUCUUUGAUGACCUGUCAAGUGAAAUCAACAGAUUUGAAAUCAGCCUGAGCAACAAGACAAAAAAGAGCAAAGAAAGUGACAUCUUGUUCAUGCGCUGCCAGCUGAGCCGGCUGCAGAAGGGCCAGAUGAUUGAUGAGUGGUUCCCUCUCAGCUCCCACGUGCCUCUGAAGGGCAUAGAGCCGGGCUCCUUACGUGUACGUGCCCGCUACUCCAUGGAGAAGAUCAUGCCUGAAGAGGAGUACAGCGAGUUUAAAGAGAUGAUGAUGCAUAAAGAGUUCCAUGUCAUCUAUGCUCUGGCCCAUGUGUGUGGUCAGGACCGCACCUUACUUGCAAGCCUCCUCCUGCGGAUCUUCAGACAUGAGAAUGAUGAAGCCCCACUACUCAGGACACUCAACGACAGAGAGAUUAACAUGGAGGAUGAGGCCACGACCUUGUUCAGAGCGACCACACUGGCCAGCACUCUCAUGGAGCAGUACAUGAAGGCCACAGCCACGCCCUUCGUCCAUCAUGCUCUCAAAGACACUAUCCUCAAGAUCAUGGAGAGCAAACAGUCCUGUGAGUUGAACCCUUCCAAACUGGAAAAGAAUGAGGAUGUGAACCUGAAUCUGGCUCAUCUCCUCAACAUCCUGUCUGAGCUGGUGGAGAAGAUCUUCAUGGCCGCUGAGAUCCUUCCACCGACACUGAGGUUCAUCUACGGCUGUCUGCAGAAGUCUGUGCAGCAGAAAUGGCCCACCAACACCACCAUGCGGACGAGAGUUGUAAGUGGCUUUGUCUUUCUAAGACUGAUCUGUCCUGCCAUCCUCAACCCCAGAAUGUUCAAUAUCAUUGCUGACCCUCCAUCAUCAACAGCAGGCAGGACCCUCACCCUGGUGGCCAAGUCUGUCCAAAACCUCGCCAACCUGGUUGAAUUUGGUGCUAAGGAGCCCUACAUGGAGGGUGUGAACCCUUUCAUCAAAAACAACAAACAUAGGAUGAUAAUGUUUCUGGAUGAGUUAGGGAAUGUCCCUGACCUCCCUGAAGCCACAGAGCACUUUAGGACAGACCUGUCCCGGGACCUGGCUGCGCUGCAUGAGGUCUGUGCCACUCACUCAGACGAGCUGCGGACGCUGAGCAACGAGAGGGGAGCGCAGCAGCAUGUGUUGAAAAAGCUGCUGGCCAUCACAGAGCUCCUCCAGCAGAAGCAGACUCAGUAUGCCAUGUCCAACAGCAACAGGACAGAGUGCACCAUCAUGUCACUGGCUGCUGCCAUCCAGGUAAUGUGAGUUUAACGGAUUUCCUCCUGAGAGUCAGAUUGUGGCAGUCAGACCACACAGCCAGCCAAAGUGAGGUCCCCAACCGAAGAUUAAAGUCAGUUUGUAUUUAUAAGCAUGUGGCCUAGAUUUCCUGGCAGUUCUGACGCAAUAUGGCCGUUCUCCACGAGAAAUCUACUUGCUGCAUAUCUGAAUACUGUCCUUCCAAAGCCCUUCCCAAAAUGCUUCAGACACCGACAGUGUUUGUUGAAGUUUGACGCCUCGUCACACACGAGCAUGAAGAUGGACCUGAGUUACAGUGAACUGCAGAGAUGUCUGAACUUUUUAUUUUUUUUAUUUUUAAUCCUGGUAUGCCUGCCACUCCUCCCUCAGAAGUUUGACGAGUAGCGGUUGGCGGCUGACGUGGAGCAGGAAGACUCCAAGACUCAAGUCAGCCGCUGCGUUCCUUGGACUAAACUCGGACACAUUAAAGAGGGGGAGGAAAUCCAAAGCAUUGAAGUAGCGUUUUUCUGCCGUCAUCAGGGAAUUUUAAACAUAGCACCUCUCUCCAAGACGACACGAGCCUUAACUUCCUCUCUUCACGCCACCCCAUCCUACAUCACCCAGAGUUUGCGAAGAGCUCUUCCUCCCGACCAUUUCCACCACCUUUGUGUAUGAACGCAGCACUGGAACCACUUGUUACAUUUUUAUAAAGUGCUUUGUUUGUUGAUAUAUACUUAGACGUGUAUAGAAAUAAAAAGGUGUUUUUCUAUGAUUAUAGCUGAAGAGAAACGAGACAUAGUCUAAAAGUCUUAGGAGAUAACGUGUAACCUUUCCUGUGCAUGUGUUAACCUUGAUGGAUCCUUCUAUAGUGUGUGGGCCUACAUACUGUAUAUGCUGCUGUGACAAACAUCACCUGAACUCCCUCUAAGCUUUCAUGCAUUUGCAGUCUCUCUCCCGCCAUCACAUGUGGGUUUCACCACAGCACCGUCUGUUUUCAUAUCCACCCAGAGAAGUCGUGCCACGCACAGAUAAAUCAGCGUCUGGCCCGUGAAGGGACCUCGCGUGCCUCCUGACGACUCAAACAGCUGCAAAGUCUGAAUCUGUGCCUGUCAUAGCUCAAGAGUUUACCAGACUGUUUACUGUAGCUGCACUUAAAGAUACCACGGACCUCACCGACCUCACCAAGUGUAAACGGACAACUGGCGACAGACGCGCGAUUAACCAACAGGCCUAAAAGUCUCCAUCAGCAAUACCAAUUAUCAGCUGUGCUUCAAGGUAUGGAUGAUGUAGGCAGGAAUGUGGUGUGCUGUUGUUCUUCCUUUCUGUCUUUCAUACGGCUGAUGAUGACGUGUUCCUUUUUAUUUUUCUACCUGAUACUGAACCUUGAACCUUUUGCAUCUUAGAUACGACGACCUGGCUAAAAUAAAACUGUUACUACAUACGACAGAAAA
Molecule: messenger RNA, 5400 nt
Organism: Paralichthys olivaceus (Japanese flounder)
Lineage: Eukaryota; Metazoa; Chordata; Actinopteri; Pleuronectiformes; Paralichthyidae
Gene: rasa1a
Product: RAS p21 protein activator (GTPase activating protein) 1a
Biological process (GO): regulation of GTPase activity
Molecular function (GO): protein binding
Source: RefSeq, a predicted model, not a curated record